AUGACUACAGUGAGAGUAGCUCUUGCCGGGGCAAGCGGCAAUCUCGGCCCAGCCAUCCUCAACGCCCUCCUGUCAGAUCCCUCGUUCAUAGUGACCAUUCUCUCUCGAUCCGGCAAAAAGCCACUGGACGCGCGUGCCAAAGUCACCGAAGUCGACUUCCAGUCACUCGACUCACUGACAGCAGCACUGACAGGCCAAGACGUGGUGGUAAAUAUACUGGGCUCGGCGCCAGUAGAAGUCCAUCUUCGUCUCAUUGACGCCUGUCUCGCAGCAGGCGUGCAACGCAUCCUGCCUUCAGAAUUCGGCUCCGACACGACCAACCCCCUCGCGGCCAAGCUGCCGAUUUUCCAAACAAAAGUGGAUGUCCAGCGCCACUUGAAAGACAUCUGUCAGCGCACAGCGUCGCUGAGCUAUACUCUGCUGAUCAAUGGCCCAUUUCUGGACUUUGGUCUGCAGUCUGGACAUCUCUUAAAACUCUCCGGUGCAAACUCCGGGUCCGGUGUCGAGGUCUAUGAUGGCGGUCAUCAGAGAUUCAGCACCACCACGGUUUCAGGCGCGGCGAGGGCAGUCGUGAGCAUUUUGAAAAAUUUGGAAGCUACCCGGAACACGGUGGUGUAUGUGCGAGAGGCGGAUUUGACUCAGAGUCAGUUGUUGAAACUGGCUGGUCUGACUCUUCCCACGAUUAAUGUCCAGACUGGAGAGCUGGCGCUCGAGGGCUAUGCGGAGCUACAAAAAGAGCAUCCGGACUCAUCUCUCGUGAGAACACACUUCCUGAAACAAGCGGCCUUUGGAGAAGGGUUUGGGGGGUUGUUUGACCCACAGAAACUUGCCAAUGGGUUGCUUGGAGUAAAGGAACUGUCAGAAGAAGAUUUGGUUAAUUUGGUGGCCCGGUAUACUUGA
Messenger RNA from Penicillium alfredii, 900 nucleotides. Its product is annotated as aromatic alcohol reductase. Lineage: Eukaryota; Fungi; Ascomycota; Eurotiomycetes; Eurotiales; Aspergillaceae. Gene Ontology annotation, molecular function: oxidoreductase activity. The coding region runs from base 1 to 900 and encodes 299 amino acids. The transcript is spliced from 2 exons. The record is from RefSeq and is a predicted model, not a curated record.